AUGGCGCCCAAAGAGCUCAACUUCAUCACCGGCAACAAAAACAAACUCGCAGAAGUGCAGGCAAUUCUUUCCUCCACACCGGUAAAAUUGCAGAGCCAAGCGGUCGACUUGGUGGAGAUCCAAGGCACGAUCGAGGAGAUUUCGACGGACAAGGCGAGGAGGGCGGCGGACGCGGUAUGCUCGACCAGACGAACGGCGGGUUGACGAUUAGAUUUGGGACUGAUGCCAUAUUGUACAAUUUAGGUGAAAGGACCGGUUCUGGUAGAGGAUACAUGUCUCUGCUUCAAUGCUUUUGAUGAACUGCCUGGACCUUAUGUGUAUGUUCAAAACUAUCUUAACUAUCUUUGCGGAAGGACUCAAAGGCUGAGGUUUCUCUCAGGAAAUGGUAUCUCAAAGCUCUUGGUGUGCAGCAGUUCCAUAAGCUGUUGGCGGGCUUUGAGGAUAAGUCUGCCCAGGCCGUUUGCACGUUCGCGUACUGCGAGGGACCUGGCAAGGAACCCAUCGUUUUCCAAGGCCGGACUAAUGUAAGCUUGGAGGGUAUUCGCACUGUGAGAGGAUGAUCCGCUAACGUGUGAGGUGUAGGGUAAGAUUGUUCCCGCAAGAGGCCCCACCGACUUUGGUAUGUCUUCUUUCCACUCUUUUUACGCAAUUUGAGAUGCUGAUGUGUGACAGGCUGGGACGCGUGCUUCGAGUACGAAGGCCAGACGUAUGCCGAGAUGCCCAAAGCAGAGAAGAAUAAGAUCUCUCAUCGUGGAAAGGCGUUGGAGAAGCUCGUCGAAUGGUUGAAGCAAGAGGUAUAG
Lecanosticta acicola is the source of this 800-nucleotide messenger RNA. The record is from the annotation of a GenBank genome assembly. NCBI's taxonomy places the organism in Eukaryota, Fungi, Ascomycota, Dothideomycetes, Mycosphaerellales, Mycosphaerellaceae.